Messenger RNA from Peromyscus maniculatus bairdii (prairie deer mouse), 793 nucleotides. RefSeq names its product lipocalin 9 (gene Lcn9). Gene Ontology annotation, molecular function: small molecule binding. The record is from RefSeq and is a predicted model, not a curated record. Lineage: Eukaryota; Metazoa; Chordata; Mammalia; Rodentia; Cricetidae.
GAGCAUGGUAGUCCUGCUAGUGCUAGGCCUGGUGCCGAGUCUUGCUGCUGCGCAGUUCAACUGGGAAAUCAUUUCUCAGAAGAACUACAACAUGGCCAAGAUUUCCGGGAUCUGGUACUCUAUUUUCAUGGCCUCAGAUAACAUGACACGCAUUGAAGAAAACGGAGACCUGAGGGUCUUCAUGCGGAACAUCAACCCCUUAAAGAACGGCAGCCUGAAGUUUGACUUCUUUUUCAUGGUGCAUGGAGAAUGUGUAGCUGUGACCAUGGUGUGUGAAAAGACAGAGAACUACGGGGAGUUCACCGUUGCCUAUGAGGGAGAAAACAGGGUGCUGCUCACGGAGACUGACUACAGAAUGUAUAUCACCUUCUACAUGCAGAACAUCAAGAAUGGGACCAAGACCCAUGUGCUGGCGCUCUAUGGACGCCUCCCAGUGCUUAGCAGUUCUUACCUGGAAAGAUUUGUAAACAUCUGCAAAAAAUACAGGCUGAAUGCACAAAAUAUCAUCGACUUGACCAACAAAGAUGUGUGCUUCCCUAGACGAUAGAAGAGCUAGUCAGGCCUUCUGCCCAGAGCCCAGAGAUCCAGGCAAUGCGGAGCCAGCACUGGACAUCCUGGUCCUGAUGCUAGCCUGUGGUCACAUCUCCCUACUCUCUGCCUCUGUCUUCACACGACCUUCUGUGUCUGCAUCUCCUCCUCCAUCAUUAGAUCUAAGCCACCCAGGCAUCCCAACUGAUCUCACCCGAUGUCUGAAGACUCUUGCCAAUAAAGUCCCUCCUUUGGUCUCAGCAUG